GUUCCGACAUUGACCACAUCUCCUCCGUGCCUACCUUGGAAGACGGAGGAUACCGAACAUUGUCAUUGCCUAGCACUCCACCCUGUCAUCGUACUGGCCACCACAUCAUGGCAAGCACACGGCGGCCCACGGCUUCAACACAGCCCAGAGUGGUACCGCUAGAUGCAGCAGAGCAAGAUCAAGUGCUCCGCUCUCGCCUUUCGCAUACGCUCUCACAUCGACCUUUGCAAGGCCUCAAGUCAAAGAUCAGUCUCCUCGCCUCUGCCUCUCCCACGUCAGAUGCACUCUCGCCGGCCUACACGCUGCAGCGCGCCUCGCUCCUUUCGGAUUUGCAGUCCUACCUCCUCUCCCUGUCCCGCACAUCUCUCAUCACCUCGAGCACAGCCUCUACACAGGUACAGGAGUAUGAGCGUCAAUACGAGGAGAUCAAAGCUGAGGAGGCUAGGAGUAUACAGAGGAUUGCUGGAUUGAAGAAGCAGCUCGCAGAGAUCCCUCUCCAAUCUCCUCUCGCACCUUACCUCUUCCUUCCUGUACAACCCAUCAAGCACCUCGACCACAGAU
Microstroma glucosiphilum is the source of this 561-nucleotide messenger RNA. RefSeq lists its product as hypothetical. The record is from RefSeq and is a predicted model, not a curated record. The transcript has 3 exons. Bases 163 to 471 code for a protein of 102 amino acids. NCBI's taxonomy places the organism in Eukaryota, Fungi, Basidiomycota, Exobasidiomycetes, Microstromatales, Microstromataceae.